Molecule: messenger RNA, 309 nt
Organism: Rangifer tarandus platyrhynchus (Svalbard reindeer)
Lineage: Eukaryota; Metazoa; Chordata; Mammalia; Artiodactyla; Cervidae
Source: the annotation of a GenBank genome assembly
AUGGGGCGAGGGGGCAAGCAGGGGGCGCCGGGUCUCUCGGAGGCCGUGGCCGUGGCCAGCUCGGGGGUACUGGAUCGCUCAGCACAGUCGUGGACCCGGAUGCCGAGGGAGAGGAAGCAGGUGGGAGGACGGAGCGGCGGGGAAGCAACCCGGGCCACGGGCUUUCAGCCGGGGCGGAACCUGCCCCCGUGGUUUCUUCCACCGCUGGUCUCCCUCUACAGAGCGCCCUGUACGAGUCAUAACCUUUCGCUGGAAGCUUAUUUCAGUGGCUCAGGGCUUUUUUCCGAAAGCAUGCACGUGCAGGGGUGA